Messenger RNA from Oppiella nova, 1779 nucleotides. The record is from the annotation of a GenBank genome assembly. Lineage: Eukaryota; Metazoa; Arthropoda; Arachnida; Sarcoptiformes; Oppiidae.
AAUGAUUUUCGUUUAAAACAAACAAAAAUUUUUUCGUUAUAAAUAAUUAUUUUUGUGAAAUAUUCCGUAAAACUAUUUUCUAAAACUUGUAUAUAAAGUGUAGUCUAUAAGGAAAUGGAUGCGAAACACGGCGACACCCAUGACAAUGAAAACUCGCUAUUUGUGAGCACCCAUGACAUCAAAAGCGAGAGCUCCCGGAGCCAUAGGCGGGGACUGUCCGUGUCGUUCGCCGAGAAAACCGAUGUCAUACUCGACGCCACCAAACAGGCCAUCACGGAGUCACUCAAAAACAUGGAAAACACCGGAAAGUUGGGGAGUAUUCGUGAGGAAUAUUACGGCACACCCGACGAUAUGGGUGCUGAGAGCACAGCCCUACUUAAACAGUACCGGGAGCGGCACCGUACCAAUCGUGGGGUACCGGGGCGACGUGGCUCGUACCUGGAGCAAUCGCAUGGUGGGGCCACGUGGAUCACCGGUGGCUUUCUACUAGUUAGCGCCGCACUGGGCGCCGGUAUACUCAACUACCCGGUAGCUUACGACAGACUUGGGGGUAUAGUCCAGGCUACCUUGGUCCAAUUAGGCGUACUAUGCCUACUGUCGACCACCAUGCUCAUAUUGGUCUACUGUUCAAACAUUAACCAUGAUAACUCCUACCAUGAGGUGCUCAACAGUGUGUGCGGGCCGAGGGUUAAAAACAUGGCCGCCGUGUCUAUACUGCUGUCCACUUUUGGUAUAUGUGUCACGUAUUACGUGAUUAUUGGCGACCAGUUUGAUAGGAUUUUUGCCACGUUUUUUGGCGACCAUUUUUGCGGCACCUGGUAUAUGAACAGGGCGUUUAUCAUACCGAUCAUAGCCGUGGCCAUGAUAUGGCCCAUGUGCUAUUUUAAAAACUUGGAGUUUCUCAAGCAUUUUAAUAUACUUGGUAUCGUUGCCAUGCUAUAUGUGGUAUUCCUCAGUGGCUACGAGUACUUCGCCCUCAACCCCACCCCUACACCCUCUCCCACCAAACCACCGGCGCUGUCCACCAGCGUAUUCACCGUAUUAGCGGCCGUACCGGUGGUGAGCCUGGCCUACCAGACCCACGAGCUGGUCGUCCCGGUGAACGCCGUACUCAAGGACCGUACGAUCGGAAACUUCUCGAAGUCUAUGGGACUGGCGUUGACUACACUACUGGUGCUGUACUGCCUGUGCGGCACAUUCGGGUACCUGACCUUCGGGUCGACCGUCAGCGCCGACAUCAUGCAGAUGUACGACCCGACCGACCCGGUGGUGGUCAUCGGUAUACUGGCACUGGUAGUCAAAAUGGUCACCACAUAUCCCCAGAUCGUACUGUGCGGUCGGGACACCAUCUACAGGCUACUGGUGCCCACACAGCACACCAUAAACAUACAGCAACUGGACAGCAGCUCCGGUAGUCCCGUACCGAACACCGGCGCCGCCGCCAACGAGCUAUGGUAUAGGGUAGGCAUAACCAGCGUGUGGAACCUACUGGCGCUCAUACUGUCGGUGCUCACGCCUAACAUUACGAUAGCCAUCGGGUUUUUGGGUGCCAUCGGCGCCUGUAACUCAUUCAUAUUCCCGGGCCUAUGUAUGGUAUACCUGUCCCGUCGGCAACUCCUAAAUGGUUGCGCCGCUAAUAAGUGGCGAAUGUUUGCGCUGUUAGUUUACGGACUGUUUAUAACGACUUUCGGGUCAUUAAUGUCGGUCUUUGUCAUCAUUAGAGCCGUCAAUGAUUUGUACACUAAUAGCGAUAGUAGUGUAGAGUUGUGUCGAUUAUAA